This is a messenger RNA of Coregonus sp. 'balchen', 392 nucleotides long. The record is from the annotation of a GenBank genome assembly. Lineage: Eukaryota; Metazoa; Chordata; Actinopteri; Salmoniformes; Salmonidae.
AUGUUGGUCUGUUCCACCAGGAAAAGGGAUGUGAAUAAGCAUGGGGGGGAUGUCAGAAACCAAACUAGUAGGGGUGCAGCUAGACAACCGUUUAUCAUGGUCGCCUCAAAUAACUCAGAUAUGUAAGAAAAUAAUUAAAAACUUCAUGCAUGAUCAGAAGGAUAGCUAAAUAUUUACCGGGAGAGAUUCUUAAGCAGACAACCCAAGCAUUAAUUGGGAGUCAGGUGAACUACUGUUCUGUGGUCUGGGGAAAUGCAUCAGCAAGUGAAAUUAGGAGGCUGCAGAUUGCACAGAACAAAGCAGCAAGGGAUUGUUUUAAGGUGGAGAUAUGGUUAUUCUGUUGUAGUCAUGCACAAUGCUCUUGGGUGGUCAUCAAUCAACAAGCUCAUUGA